Phyllotreta striolata is the source of this 1058-nucleotide messenger RNA. NCBI's taxonomy places the organism in Eukaryota, Metazoa, Arthropoda, Insecta, Coleoptera, Chrysomelidae. The record is from the annotation of a GenBank genome assembly.
AAAAAUUUUCAUUAUGUUAACGUUUUGGAGUCGAUAUCGUGAAUAUACAUAAUAGUAUACAGAAAUUGGAGAUGUUUACAACAUGGACAACAUUUAGAAUAUUUCAAAGUUUAUAAACUAGUUGCCUAAUUUUGAGAAUCAGUCCAAGAGAGUUUUUUUUGUCGUGCAGUCGAAAAACCUGUUGGAGAUGAAGUAUCUCUUGUUGUUUUCUUGUUUGGUCGGAGCUUCUUUAGCAAGAAACUUACCAUCGUUCGUGGAAGUCUGCAGGCCAAAACAUGUAGACGUUAAUAAAUGCAUACAGAGAAACGUAGAUUACCUGAAAGGAAAAUUCGAUGAAGGUAUUCCAGAAUUACUGAUUCCCUCCUUCAAACCUUUCAUUAUUCCUAACGCGUUUUUCCAAUUGGGCAGUAAUCUGCAGAUGGAAGUGAAGAACCUGAAGCUUUAUCUACCCCAAAGUUUCUCUCUACCAGAAAUGAGAGCCGACCUGAAGAACAUAAAAUUCUACAUGAAGUUGCAUUUUCCCCUCAUGCACAUGUUGACCGAUUACAACCUUAAUGGGAAAUUGUUGAUAAUUAAUUUGAACAGUACAGGCUCCGGUACUAUUAAUAUAACCGACAUGGUUGCGGACGUCGUGGCAAAUGGAAAACUCCACAAGAAAAAAGGGAAAGACUACAUAACAAUCACCGAUAUAGACAUCAAACCGAAAAUUAAAUCCUUAGAUCUGAAUUUAAAUUUAUUCCCCAACAAUGCGGAGUUGCACGAUACGGUAAGAAAGCUGUACAGAGACAACGAAGAAGUUCUAAAGGAAGAUUUCAUACCGGUUGUUGUUAAAAUCGUUAAAGACAUCAUCAUGAAUUUAGUCAACAAUUUCUUCGACAAUUUCAGCUUUGACACUUUGUUUCCUGACGAUUGAAGCUAUCGUACAGUAGUUUUAUUGAAGACCUUAUCUUUGUAUUAAAAUACAUACAUACUUAUAGGCUAAUUAUAAUUUAUUGCACACCGCUUAUUAGUAGAUAUUGAUAAAAGUAUUUUCUUAUUUAAUUUUAUUAAUUUUAUGC